AUGUCGCACGAACGCAAGAACAGUCUGUGGACACCCACAACGCCGAAAGCGGCGCAAACCCCUCAGCUGCUGUCUGGCAAGUCCAUGAUAAUCACCGGCGGUGUCACUGGAAUCGGCCGCGCCAUAGUACUGGGAUAUCUCCAACAUGGCGCAAACGUCGCAGUGAACCACUUUGGCGACGACAAGUCCGCAUCCCAGUACCAAACCCUCGUUGAGGAGGCAGCUAAGACCCUAGAAGUCAGCAAGGAGGAUGUAGAGAAGAGAAUGGUACAAGUGCCAGGUGACGUAGGAAACCCAGAGACAGGCAAGAAGUUGGUAGAAGCAGUGGUACAAAGAUGGGGGCGAUUGGAUGUAGUGAUAAGUAAUGCGGGCAUCUGCGAGUUCAAGGAGUUCUUGGAAAUCACACCAGAUCUCUGGAACUCGACCCUCACUACAAACCUCACCGGCGCAUUCCACACCAUUCAAGCUGGCGCAAAACAAAUGUCCACCCAAUCGCCCCCGGGUGGCUCCAUCAUCGGUAUUUCCUCCAUCAGCGCCCUCGUUGGCGGCGCAUACCAAGGCCACUACACACCUACAAAAGCUGGUGUACUCUCCCUCAUCCAGUCCUCCGCAUGCGCACUAGGAACACACAACAUCAGAUGUAAUGCGCUGCUACCUGGCACAAUCAAGACACAGCUCAACGAGAAGGAUCUCGAGGACGAGGAGAAGCGGAAGUACAUGGAAGGCAGGAUACCUUUGGGCAGGACAGGCAUACCAAGUGAUCUCGCCGGGCCAGCAAUCUUCCUAGGAAGUGAUCUGAGCAGCUACGUGAACGGUGCACAACUUUUGGUCGAUGGAGGACUAUUCGUAAACCUACAAUGA
Alternaria atra is the source of this 861-nucleotide messenger RNA. RefSeq lists its product as uncharacterized. Bases 1 to 861 code for a protein of 286 amino acids. The transcript is spliced from 2 exons. NCBI's taxonomy places the organism in Eukaryota, Fungi, Ascomycota, Dothideomycetes, Pleosporales, Pleosporaceae. The record is from RefSeq and is a predicted model, not a curated record. Gene Ontology annotation, molecular function: oxidoreductase activity, acting on the CH-OH group of donors, NAD or NADP as acceptor.